Cylicostephanus goldi is the source of this 743-nucleotide messenger RNA. Lineage: Eukaryota; Metazoa; Nematoda; Chromadorea; Rhabditida; Strongylidae. The record is from the annotation of a GenBank genome assembly.
UACGCAGUAGCCGAUGAUGGACUUAUCUUCUCAUGCUUAGCCACCGUAAAUAAAUUUACCAGGGUGCGUAAACCGAGAAAUAAGAUAAUUCCACAGCGAAAUGAUGUUCACAGACGUUGGAUGAAAAUUGCUCAAUCAUCUGAAAAAUUAUUGCAGGUACCGCUCAAUGCAAUCAUCGUUUUUACUCUUCUGAAUGCUACAUUGGCCCUAGUGUUUGACUUGGAAGCCCUGGUCGAGUUCCUAUCCAUAGGCACUCUACUAGCCUAUUCAGUGGUCUCCGCUAGCGUUUUGAUUUUGAGAUAUCAGCCUGCUCCUAUAAACGGCGCUGAAGACAAAUUAGACGAAGGUACUAUACAGCAAGGGAGAAAAAAGAUAAUGAAAGCUUCCUUUAGGUGGCAAAAUAAAAGACUGGUUGCCCAUGCGCAAAUACCUGGAAAGAAUUUCAGUUGGAAAAUCUAUACCGCUGGCUGUGAUUGCACUAGUUUUUGGAUAUUUCUGGCUCGCAUUCACGUUGCGAUUAGCCUAAUUCUUAUAAUUGGCUCGCUCAUAUUCAUUGCCGGUCAUGAGCAGAAUUCACAAGACCUAUCGUUUAGAGUCCCACUAGUUCCACUGAUUCCUGCACUUGGUCUGCUCAUCAACUGUUUUAUGAUGGCUUAUCUUGCCUAUCUCACUUGGGCUCGCUUCUUCAUCUGGAUGGCUAUAGGUGAACUUCCAUCGUUUUUUGAUAGCAACUUUGAUUGAUG